GGAAACCCUUUGUUUUCUAUUGUUUUCUUCUGCUAUUCAAAGCCACCCUUGAAAUAUAUUUGUCCUUCCAUAGCUGUAAAAAUGUUGCUCAAAGCGUCUCCUGCAUUUGCUAUCCUGAGCGUCCCUUCUCAUGGGGAGACUCUAGUGAAUCCUCUGUUUUCGCCCUCCCCUGUUUCAUGGCAGAGUUUGAAGGGGAAAAAUGGAAUCGGGUCCAUCGUUUGCGCUGCGUCCAAGGAGGCCAACAAUCGCCCGUUAACUGGGGUGGUGUUCGAGCCCUUUGAAGAGGUGAAGAAGGAGCUCAAUCUGGUUCCCACUUUCCCGCAAGCUUCUCUCGCUCGCCAGAAGUAUACCGAUGAUUGUGAGGCCGCGAUCAAUGAACAGAUCAAUGUGGAGUACAAUGUCUCAUACGUCUACCAUGCUUUGUUUGCUUACUUUGACAGAGACAACGUUGCCCUCAAGGGUCUUGCCAAGUUCUUCAAGGAAUCAAGUGAAGAAGAAAGAGACCAUGCUGAGAAAUUGAUGGAGUACCAGAACAAAAGGGGUGGGAAGGUGAAGCUGCAGUCUAUAUUGAUGCCUCUUUCUGAGUUUGAUCAUGCAGAGAAAGGAGAUGCAUUGUAUGCAAUGGAGCUCGCAUUAUCACUUGAGAAAUUAACAAAUGAGAAGCUUCUGAACCUGCACAGUGUAGCUGAGAAGAGCAAUGAUGCUCAGUUGUCAGAUUUCAUCGAGAGCGAGUUUUUGGCUGAGCAGGUGGAAUCCAUCAAGAAAAUCUCAGAGUAUGUUGCUCAGCUAAGAAGAGUCGGCAAGGGACAUGGAGUCUGGCACUUUGAUCAGAUGCUACUACAUGAGGACCAAGUUGCUGCCUGAUGAAGAGGUGGUGGAUGGCAUUACAUUUGGUGUUUCAGUGUCAUAGUUUAUUGUUUAGACGUCGUAGGAAUUAUGCUUCAGUGGAGUUUAGGAUAGACUGCUUCUUCUGAAUCAAACCAAGCUUAUGGUCGUUAUUUUAUGCGAUAUCGGAAGUUUUCUUAGCCCUUUUCUUGAAUUUUUAGUUUCGUUU
This is a messenger RNA of Tripterygium wilfordii, 1054 nucleotides long. Its product is annotated as ferritin-3, chloroplastic-like. The record is from RefSeq and is a predicted model, not a curated record. The coding region runs from base 82 to 864 and encodes 260 amino acids. Gene Ontology annotation, cellular component: cytoplasm. Gene Ontology annotation, molecular function: ferrous iron binding; ferric iron binding. Gene Ontology annotation, biological process: iron ion transport; intracellular iron ion homeostasis. The transcript is spliced from 8 exons. Lineage: Eukaryota; Viridiplantae; Streptophyta; Magnoliopsida; Celastrales; Celastraceae.